Molecule: messenger RNA, 1540 nt
Organism: Aphanomyces invadans
Lineage: Eukaryota; Oomycota; Saprolegniomycetes; Saprolegniales; Verrucalvaceae
Exons: 8
Coding region: 62-1507 (481 amino acids)
Source: RefSeq, a predicted model, not a curated record
CCACACUCCAAACGUGGCGCAACUUGGGCGACCAGUGCAUGGGUGAGGUCGAAUCGGCGACAUGCAAGUGUUGCGGGCGUUGUCCACGAUGAGUGUGGAAUCGUUUUUCCAGGACAGACUGUUUGGAGGACCACCUAUAUCCCCCACGGCACCGUCGACGACAGAGUCGAUAGCCGUCCCAUCCCCCGUCGCCAUCCCCGACGCCGCGACUCGAUGUGGCGGCGACACCCGGGAAGAUAAACUGUUUGACCUGUUCACGACGUACGCGAUGCUGGUCACGUGCGACGACCCCACGUGUAUACGCAUGGGCUACGUCAUCAAGAUGCUGCAGGAUUGCCGCGUGGUGCACGACUCCGUCGGGACAUCGUCCGUGGGCGCGAUCGACCCGCUACGGACUCCGCAGUGCCACAGCCAGACACUGGCCAUUCGCGACGUCGAGAUCAUCGCGUCCAAGCUAUUGCACACGUCCACGACGUGCACAAAGCUCACUUACGACGUGUUUCUAAAGCUCCUUUGGGAUAUUGCGCUUCACGCCCAUCCAGACACGCCGCCGCCGCUGGCUUUCAAGCACGUCGUCGAUCAAUGCGUUCGCUUCUCUCCCAAACAAAAGUCCAGGAUACGGUGCUCCGUCACCGACGCGUACGCUCGGGCCGAGAAAGUCAUGGCGUUCUUCGAGCCGAGCUUGGUCGAGAUCUUCAAAGGCUACGCCGACGCCACGCACAAGACCACCGCGUCGCACCGAAACAAGGUCAAAGCCAUCACGCCCGCACGUGCCCACCCGCCCCGCCAACGGGCCUGCGCUGUCCUCCCCCAUCACAUGGCACUGUACCUAAACUACCAAGACUCGGUCGCGUUUGCCCGGCAAUUCGGCCUCGUUAGCCACGGGGGGGUUACGAUUGCCGAGUUUGCCGCCGCCUACAUCGACAGUGUUGAGAAAAUGAAGGGCUCGACCCGGCGGCAGCUCACUUUCCUGGGGUUUUGCCACUUGCUGCUGCGGCUCACGCUCAAGCUGUACGGUCACGCCCCUGUUUCCAUCUCCAUGCAACUCAAAGCGCUGUUUCAGUUCAUGUGGCUCAAUUCACGCCCCGAUACGUCCAAGUUAUGUGGCCACCGCAACCUUGGCACGUCUGGGCUCCACGAAGCUGUGUGUCGUUUUUCGUUCGUCGUGACAAUUUGCAUGACGACACGCGGGUGUGUGUCUAGGGCACCAUCGCAUUCCACGCGGCGUUUCUCAAGCAGUGGAAGAAGGACCAGUUUGUGGACUAUGCGGCGCAAAUCCACGCGACGACUCCGCAUCAAGUCGUUCGCAACGUGGCGAUUCGACAGGCAUUGCUCGAGCCCAUGGCUGGGUUUGCGUGGUCUCCGUAGCAAUUUUUCGUCGGGAGAAGGGGGGCCUUCGACCGCCUCCUGUACUCGCGACGUCGAUGCCAAUUUUGCAAAUACGCUCGACUUCCAUCGUUUUGAUGUGCAAAUUGUGCUUCGAGAUGACGGCCGCGGGAAUGAAUGAUGCUAAUUGGUCAUAUAUAUUUGAUUCGAUCCA